Messenger RNA from Cooperia oncophora, 390 nucleotides. The record is from the annotation of a GenBank genome assembly. Lineage: Eukaryota; Metazoa; Nematoda; Chromadorea; Rhabditida; Trichostrongylidae.
AUGGAGCCUCCAACAUACCCCGAAAUUUCAUUCAUUUCCAAGAGCGGAACAAAAUUGUUGGAAAAGAACAUCGGUAACAACUUUCUAGACGUUCUCAACUGCUCAUCGCUUUACGACAGCGUUCUGAACGGAUGCCUUGAGGUUAAAAGAAGGGUGAUGCCGAGGAAACCGCUAAACAGCACACUUAGAGCACAGAUCUGCCCGGAGAUGACUACAUCGAUCACAUCUUCAGCAGAACAAUACUACAGAGAGUUCGCCGCACCCUACUAUAGGGAUUUCGAUGUUCCGGUACGAAGCGAUUUUAUUCCUACUUGCUUUGUUUGCGAUAUAUACGUGCAUCGCAGUGGCUGGCGUCAGCUUCGUAAAGCUCACAUUAGCAUAUGCGUGUAA